AUGGGUCUCCACCAGAGACACACGCAUGGACGCGUGUUCCACGGUCUCGCCGCCCGCGAGCAGCUGGAAGUGCGCAAGCGUGACAGCCACGGAUCUGAGCCCAAGAUGCAUGUGCCGGAAGGCUUCGAGCUGAAGCAAACUGCGGACGACGGCGGCGAUGGCGGCGACAGUGAAGACCCCAACGCGGUGCAGGUCGUCUACGUGACCCUCUCUCAGACCUUCUCCGGAGCUGCCAUUUACUCCACGAUGACCGACGAGCCGCAGGGCAUUGCAUCGUCCUCCGCUGCACCCAGUGUGCUCAAGGGAGGCGCUGUUGCUGCUACACGAAGCCCAUCAAGUAGCGUGGCACUGGAAACAUCUGUAGCGACAGUCUCGCCAGCUCACAGCAGAUCAGCUGCUACCACAAUGGCAACCGCCACUUCUUCGAGCAAGGGUAGCGACGAUGCAAUGGAGUCGUUUUCAUCCACAGCCGCUGGUAGCCCAGUUCGUGCUACCCAGAGCUCAUCGUCAACCUCGCAGGCCACGACGGAGCAGACCCAAAAUGCUGGAAUGUCUUCCGGUGGCAAGGCUGGCCUUGCAAUUGGCGUCAUACUCUUAAUCGGACUGACCUGCGGCCUCAUCUUCUUCCUCGUUAGGAAGAAGAAGCGGCCUGUGAACGAAGAGGCUUUGAACGAAAAGCACAGCAGCUUUCCUCACGACGCUCCCAUCGGGACUGCAGCCGCUACCGGAGCAUUCGCUGCCCGCCAGAUGCAUCAGCAACAAAACGAUCGCGAGUACUCUCGACGCGAUUCGUCUCAAACCGAUAAAGUCCCUGCCAGCGUACGCUCCACCCGCACUGCAUCUACUGCCCCGCGCCUCAGUCUCCGUCCCAUCACUCAACUCAUGUCUGGAUUUGGUGACAACCGCAAGAGCGGUGGCAAUGCGCUCGAUGCUGCCGCUGCUGCUGGAGGUGGCCUGACUGCAAACUCCGCAUGGGAGCGCCGCCCGACAAACUCUACCAACGACAAUCCCUUCAACGACGCUGCCAACCAGGAUAGUCGCAAUAACAGCGGCCUCGUAGACCCAUUCGACGAGAAGCGAGCUGUCAACGACUCCACUGCUACCUUGAAUCAGCCGAAAACUUCAUGGGAAGCGACCGAGCAGCAGACUCCAGGCUCAGCGACUCUCGGAACUGCUGCCGCCGUUCCUGUUGCUGCUGGAGGCGCUGCCAAUGCGCCACCUCGCGGCCCGAAUAACGUUCACCGUGUUCAGCUGGACUUCAAGCCAAGCAUGGAUGAUGAACUCGAGCUUCGCUCCGGCCAGCUGGUGCGCAUGCUCCACGAGUACGACGAUGGCUGGGCUCUCUGCAUUCGCAUGGACCGCAGCCAGCAGGGUGUCGCACCUCGCACUUGUCUGUCGAAGCUUCCCGUGAAGCCACGCCCACAGGGACCUCCCGGAGCCUCGCCACAGGGCUCGCGCCCCGGCACGGCUCAGAGCAGCCGUGGCCCACCCAACGCCCCGGGAAUGAUGGUUCCACGCCCUCUCACCCCAACUUCCUCGAGCCGCUCUCCAUCUCCCCAAGAUGCUCCCCAGGGCAACUCCGUCUCACCACCCAAUGGCCCAACACGGGUGCAGCGCAAACCUGUCCCUGGUAUUGCCAUGUAA
Ramularia collo-cygni is the source of this 1644-nucleotide messenger RNA. RefSeq lists its product as uncharacterized. The record is from RefSeq and is a predicted model, not a curated record. Bases 1 to 1644 code for a protein of 547 amino acids. Gene Ontology annotation, molecular function: protein binding. The transcript is spliced from 2 exons. Lineage: Eukaryota; Fungi; Ascomycota; Dothideomycetes; Mycosphaerellales; Mycosphaerellaceae.